UUAUAUUCAUCAAUAUACACAUUGUUCCUUUUGUCAUAUAAUCAAAUCGAACACUUUAUACAUUCUUCCUCGUAUAAUAUAUAUUUUUAGAAACUGCAGAAAUGGAAGCUUUUAACUGUAGCAUCUGUUGUAAAACAUUCAGUCGAUCAGACAAUUUAAAACGUCACUUAUCUUCCAUUCAUAGUAGCAAUAGUCAUUUGAAAAUGAAAAUGUAUAAAUGUAGCGUCUGUUCAAUGCAAAGUACAUAUAAAAACAACGUAAUUAGACAUUUAAAAAGAGUGCAUGCUGUGGAAGAAUGUGAAGAACCAUCAUCAAGUUAUGAACAAAUAAAUGACGACGUUAUCCAACAAAAAGGAGAAACAUCAAUAGUAAAGGAAAAGCCUUCCUCAAGAUUUUGUGAAACUUGCAAUCUUGAAAUAGCAAGAGAAAAAUUCGCUUCACAUGAGAGAAGUUUGUUCCAUAAACAAAAUUCAUGUGUAGAAAUUGAACCUGACAUUUAUUUAAUAAAUUCGGCUUUCAAACGAAACAUUGCAACUUAUAGAAUCAAAUGUGAAAGUCAAAAUGAUUCUACAAUUACAGACAUUUCACUAUUUUUCUCCAAAAUCAAAGAUAAAAUAAUAAAACUAAUUGCUACGGCUCUGCGAGGAACUUCAUUAAAAAUCAAUUUCGAACUAUUUGCUUGCUAUGUUCUUUCCACAAAAGAGAAUGAUGAAGAAGCAAGUAUUAAAAAUGAAGUUAAAUCAUUCAAUAGCAAGUAUGAAAUUGUGACAACUUCGACAAAUUUGAAUGAUAUUUAUUCUCAUUUUUAUAAUGUCUUAAAAACUAAAUCUGAAGAGUUUGAGCAGCAAGAUUCAGGCUGGUCUCUACUAACAUUACUUUUCCUCGAAGUCAAUUUGUUGAAGUAUAAUCCUCUACAUGCAUCAUCGUUUAUACCUCUUCCAUCCGAGAUUAGUUCUAGAAAAGCAGUUGUAAAUGUAAAAAACAAUGACUUAAUGUGUUUUAAGUGGGCUUGUUUAAGUGCACUACAUCCAUCAUUAAAUAAUUCAGAUAGAAUAAUUAAUUACGAAUCAUAUUCAAAUGAACUUAAUUUCAAUGAUAUAUCAUUUCCCAUGGAGUUUAAAAAUAUUUUUAAAUUUGAAAAACAAAAUGAAAAUAUUAGUAUUAACGUUUUUGGUUUAGAGAAGAGUGCUGUGAGUAAUAGCAAAAUGAAAUAUAAUAUUAUAGGUCCUCUUUACCACACGAAAAUUCGUAAAGAAAAUCAUAUAAAUUUACUCUAUCUAGAAUCAGAAAAUGGUAAUAAUGGACAUUUCUGCUGGAUAAAAAACUUGUCUAGAUUAGUGGGUUGUCAGAUAAAUAACCAUGGUCAUGUCCUUUCUAUUUGUGAUGGUUGUUUAGUAUUUUUUCGAAGAAAAAGUGAUCUGGAAGAACAUCUAAACAGAGGAGAUUGUGCCAAAAUUUGUACUAUUUUACCAAAACCGGGCGAACAUUAUCUACAAUUUAAGGAUUUUCACAGAUCAUUUCCUGUACCAUUUACAAUUUACAGUGACUUUGAAACAAUUCUAAAUCCUAUCGAGAAUUGUGAAUUAAAUCCAGAGAAAAAGUAUAUAAUGAAUAGUCAUAUACAUGAAGCUUAUAGUUUUGCAUAUUAUGUUAAAUGCCAUUUUGACAACUCCCUAUCAUUUCUAAGAGAAUAUAGAGGACAAAAUUGUACAUCCAUUUAUAUAAAAUGGUUGAUAGAUGAUGUAAGAGACAUAUACAAGAAGUAUUUUUCUAAUAUAAUUCCAAUGAGAGCACUUACUUUUGAAGAAACUGUAAAACAUGAAGCAGCUACAACAUGUUUCAUUUGCGGAGAACCUUUUUCCACUGCAGCUACUAAUAAUUAUAACAAUGAACGAGAACAAUUAAACAUGAUCAAAGUGCGAGAUCACGACCACUUUACGGGUUUAUACAGAGGGCCUGCACAUAUGAAAUGCAAUUUAAAUUAUCAAACACCCAACUUCAUACCAGUGUUUCUACAUAAUGGCAGUAAUUAUGAUCUACACCUGAUUAUAAAAGAAUUGGCUUUACAAGUAAAAUCACUUGACGUCAUCCCAUUAAAUAAGGAGAAAUAUAUUUCUCUUUCUGCGAAAAUAUAUGUAAACCAUAAUACAUUAAAUGAUGAAGUUAACGAUGGUAAUAUGGAUGAAGACGAAGAAGCAGGAAGAAAUGUAAAGAAAUACAUAAGUUUACGAUUUCUGGAUUCUUACAGAUUUAUGGCUAGUAAAUUGGAUACUUUAGCAAAAAAUUUGGAAAUACAUCAGUUUAUUGAAACGCGAAAAGCCUUCCCAAAUGAUGAAUUAUUUAAUUUAGCUAGAAUGAAAGGCAUUUUUCCAUACGAAUUUGCAAAUUCCUAUGAAAAAUUGGAGGCAACUCGAGAACUUCCUUCAAGAGAGCAAUUUUAUAGUAGUCUAACUGAGACAACUGUAGAAGAGGAAGAAUAUGAACACGCUAAAAGGGUAUGGAAUGCAUUCAAUUGUCAAAAUUUAGCUGAAUAUUCUGAUCUAUAUCUGAAGACGGAUGUCCUUCUUUUAACAGAUAUAUUUGAAGCUUUCCGAAAACUGUGUAUGGACUUAUAUGAUCUAGAUCCUUGUCAUUACUUUACUCUACCUGGUCUAUCUUGGCAGGCAAUGUUGAAAUAUACAAAGGUUUGCUAAUUAUCAUUUUAAAAAGUAGCUGUAAAACUAAUAUAUAGUUAUUUUUAGGUUAAACUAGAACUACUUACAGAUCCAGACAUGUUACAUUUUAUUAGAAAAUCAAUUAGAGGUGGUAUU
Anoplophora glabripennis (Asian longhorned beetle) is the source of this 2810-nucleotide messenger RNA. RefSeq lists its product as uncharacterized. The record is from RefSeq and is a predicted model, not a curated record. NCBI's taxonomy places the organism in Eukaryota, Metazoa, Arthropoda, Insecta, Coleoptera, Cerambycidae. Bases 102 to 2693 code for a protein of 863 amino acids. The transcript has 3 exons.